Caenorhabditis remanei is the source of this 837-nucleotide messenger RNA. RefSeq lists its product as uncharacterized. The transcript has 6 exons. Gene Ontology annotation, biological process: peptidyl-serine phosphorylation; autophagy; protein autophosphorylation. Gene Ontology annotation, cellular component: autophagosome; cytoplasm. Gene Ontology annotation, molecular function: ATP binding; protein serine/threonine kinase activity. NCBI's taxonomy places the organism in Eukaryota, Metazoa, Nematoda, Chromadorea, Rhabditida, Rhabditidae. The coding region runs from base 1 to 837 and encodes 278 amino acids. The record is from RefSeq and is a predicted model, not a curated record.
AUGAAUGUCGAGAUCCCUUCAAUGCUUGUGACAAACGACGACGAGGAGUCCGUAGAGGUUGAAAUGGAUAAGAUGGUUAUCCAUUGUGCUUCCCAUCGUUCAUCAACAGCCAGCGCAUUUCUCAUGCCAGAUUUCACCAAUCAAGAUAUAAUAUUAGAAGAUAAAUACGAGUACAAUGAUUCUUUGGACGCCAUGAUUGGUAUGGGUGCAUUCGGAGCAGUUUUCAAAGGACACGUCAAAGAUUCAGAUAAUGUGGUUGCCAUAAAAAGAAUGCUCAAAGUGCACGUAAAAGAAAGUGAAUUAAAGAUGAUUAAACUUCUUCUGGAUAACAUCGCUCGUGGAUACAAAGCUCUUUAUGAGUUGAAAAUCGUUCAUCGAGACAUCAAACCACAAAACAUACUGAUCACUUAUACGGAUGCAUCGAAACAAAUUGCCUGCGCCAGGAUUACCGACUUUGGUAUUGCAAGAACCCUGGACGAUGAAGGAGAGGAGUUGUGCAACGUCGCUGGCACAUUCUAUUACAUGGCUCCAGAAGUUGGGGCAAAUCUGUUAAAAACCUGUCAGUAUGACUCAAAAGUCGAUAUGUGGAGUAUUGGAUGUCUUCUAUAUCAAUGUGUAACUGGAGAGGUCCCAUUCGACGAGUGCAGUCUUUGUAAGCUUUUCCUUUAUGUGGCGGGGGCCAAUUUCGACGCCUACGACCCUCCCGAGUUGCCUGUUGAGUUGAGUCAAGAGGUUUCUGGCAUCAUCCAAUCACUUCUUCAACUUGACACCACUCAACGAUGUACACCUACUCAGUUCUACAACAAAGCAAUCACUUGGAGUCAACAAAUAUGUUAA